AUGGAAGAGGCGCCUGAAGAUGAAGAUGCCGAGAAAUUCAUUUCAAUUGCUCAAACCCUAAUCGACGUAAUGAUUGCAGGAUUGCGGGAUUUGUUAAUUUGCCCCAAUCUAUACCUAAAUCGGUGGUCUAAAACAGCGACACACUUUCCGGGAAGGACAGACAACGAGAUCAAGAACUACUGGAACACGAGGAUCAAGAAGAAGAUGAAGCUCAAGGGAUUGGACCUCGUCACCCACAAGCCGGUCCAGACGAAAACUCGCGAUUUUAAGACGAACAACGGAGAAAUGCAGCGUCAUCAAAACCUUGGAUUUCAAGAAACUACCGUCUCAUUAAUCCCAAAUCUCAAAGAUUAUGAUGAUCAAAUGCAGCAUAAGACAGAAGAAGGGUCGCCCUCGAAUCAAAGCAGGGAUGAUUCUUGCAUCAAGAAUUCGGACAUGGGAUCUUCACUUGUGUUCCAAAACAAGGAAUCUUUGGGGAGUUUCACCAUGGAUUCUUACUAG
Salvia miltiorrhiza (redroot sage) is the source of this 501-nucleotide messenger RNA. RefSeq names its product MYB-like transcription factor ODO1. NCBI's taxonomy places the organism in Eukaryota, Viridiplantae, Streptophyta, Magnoliopsida, Lamiales, Lamiaceae. The record is from RefSeq and is a predicted model, not a curated record. Bases 1 to 501 code for a protein of 166 amino acids. The transcript has 2 exons.